Gadus macrocephalus (Pacific cod) is the source of this 3519-nucleotide messenger RNA. It is a transcript of the gene notchl, whose product is annotated as notch receptor, like. Gene Ontology annotation, molecular function: protein binding. Lineage: Eukaryota; Metazoa; Chordata; Actinopteri; Gadiformes; Gadidae. The record is from RefSeq and is a predicted model, not a curated record. The coding region runs from base 302 to 2830 and encodes 842 amino acids. The transcript has 11 exons.
CUUCGCUUAAAGAAUAGCCGUGCUGGAGGGUGGUGGCGCUGGAAGGUGGAGGGGAGGGGGCACACUCGGUUCCCCACCGGUCACACGGACCGGACCCACUGUGACCGUCACCAGCACCAGGACGGGGGUCCACAGCAGAGCCGGGAUUCACAGAAGAAGGAACUGAAACUGCCUGGACAGGCAUUGGAACCAGGGAGCGGGGCACGUUGGACCCAACUGGACCGGUGUGGCUGGGACGUGGGCUGGAAGAGUACCGAUAAGAAGGAGGUCGAUAAAAGGACUGUGUGAGGAGCGAAGGAGCAUGAAGGUGGAGGUGGUGGUGGAGGACUCGAGGAGAGUGAGGUGGUUGAUGGCGAGGCUGUUGGUGGUGCUGGGACUAUGCAGGCUUCAUCAAGCGGCACCUAGUGACCCCUGGGGUCAGUGUCCGGUAAGCAGACACUGCCAGGAGAAGUUUGGGGAUGGGACGUGCAACAAAGAGUGUACUGAGCCACGGUGUCUCCUAGACGGCUUGGACUGCCUCAAGGAGAGGGGCAAGUGCAAUCCGGGUCACAUCCAGUACUGCCGGGACCACUACGCCAACUCCCACUGCGAGCAGGGCUGCGAUAGCGCCCCCUGUGGCUGGGACGGCAGCGACUGCUUCACCCACCAGACCCCCGUGUGGGCCAAGGGCACCCUGGUGGUCCACUGUACACACGCGGGCCUCCCCCCUCAGCGAGCCGUGUCCUCCAACAGCUCUCUGCUCUGGGCGCUGAGCGUGUUGCUGCGCACGUCGCUCAAGCUGAGGGCCGUGGCCCCGCUGGCCCCCACCAGGGACAUCCACGCCCUGGACGCCCCCCAGCUGGCGGAGCUGCUGGAGCAGCCCACCGCUGGGGAUGCCGGCGGCUCGGUGCUCUUCCUGCAGGUGGACAACAGGCCAUGCUCCCGCCUCCCUUCCUCCUGCUUCCUGAGUGCGGCCGAGGCGGGGGGCUUCCUGCGAGCCGUGAUUUCAAAGCGGCCGCCAUCGUUCCCUACGCUCACAGAGCUCAGAGCCGUCAUCGAUGUGCGGGGCUUCAAGCAGGAAAUAGGACCAAGGGAGGAGGAAGUGACGAAGGAAACCAAAGAAGCAGUAGACUCCUCCUCCCCCGCGUGGCUCUGGGUGGUCAUCGCCCUCGCGGUGGGCCUGGCGCUGGCCUCGACGCUGGCCGUCCUCCUGGCGGUGAGGCGCUUCAGACGACGGCGGCGGGGCGACCAGCGGUGCCCCGAUCGCGAGGGCGGAGGAGGGGUGGGGACCAGACACCGGUCUACGGCGGCCGGCGACACCAGCAGUGGUGGCGGCGGUGGUGACUCCAAGGCCUGGCACCGCCAGCAGCAGCACUCCGGACGCCAGGAGCCCCGCUCGCGCUCCGGGAAGGAGAGAGAGAGGAACGGCUUGAAGAAGAAGAAGAAAGCGAAGGAGCUGGAGAAGAAGAGGAGGAGGGAGCCGUUGGGCGAGGACGCCAUGCGUAUGAUGAGGCCGCAGAGGGACCUGGACAUAGGGAGUGACACAGACUUCACCCAGAGCUCCAUGGAGGACAUCAACGCCCGCUGCUCGCGCCGCCAGCAAGAGGCGUCCAUCUGCGACCACCGCAGCCAGGAGCAGAAACACUACCGGGCCGGACACACACAGACACCCCGGCCCAUGCAGACUCCCCCUAGAGGCUGGAAGAGAAACAACAUCCCACCUCCCCUCCUCAGUCCUCCGCAGCAGACGGCCCCGGUGCACUGGUGUGGCCCCGACGGCUCCGUGGUCCUGAUCCGGGCGGUGCGCAGCGGUCUGGACCGGGUGGUCCUGGAGCUGCUUCGAGCUGGAGUACCCGUCAACAACACAGACCACACCGGGCGGUCCGCGCUCCACUGGGCAUGCUCCGUGAACCACCUCUCUCUCACCAGGACUCUCAUCCGCUACGGGGCGGCGGUGGACCUUCAGGACAACAAGGGCGAGACUGCCCUGUUCCUGUCCGCCCUCCACGGUUGCUAUGACACCACACGCCUCCUGCUGCUCAACGGGGCCAAUCAGGAGCUGCACGACCGCAGGGGCCGUUGUCCAAUAGACAUGGCCCGAGAGGGCGUGCACCACCAGCUCCUGGAGCUCCUAUUGGCCCACCGGGUGCAGCGAGGACCAAUCACGGUGGAGCCGGUGAAUGACAUGCUGUGGGAGGAGCGGGGGCUGAUGUACUCCCCGUGGGCGGGGUCGGCCGGGAUACCUGGGAGGUCCGCCUCCUUCUCAGGGGUCCUGGGUCACCGAGACAUGACCCCACCGCCACAGAGUGAUUGGUCGGUUGGCCGCGUGCAGUACCCCUCCCCCCAGAACUGGCGCCCGCAACAGCUCAACCAAUCAGCGACGGCGCUGGUCCCCCCGAGGGUGAUGGGCCGCUCGCCGCGCCCCAUCGCCACCCUGGCGGAGGUGACCUCGGAGGACGAGGACCGAGAGCGGCCCCUGGAGGUCCCCAGAGCCGUGACGCCUCACUUCCUGUCCCCGCAGCCCGCCCCCCGCCAGCGCUCCUUCUCCUGUACCCAGCAUGCAUUACAGAGGCACUCCAGCGGCCCCCCCCAGCCGGAGCCCAACUACGUGGUGGUGACGGACGGCCGGCCCCCCAAUGAGGGGGCGGUGGAGAGGGGGGCGGUGAUCCCCCCGCCCCGGGACGUCCCCUCCAUCCCGGACCACCCAGCCACCCUGCAGCACAGCCAGCUCCGGGCCAGGACGGAGGCAGCGGUGGUGGGGUUGGGGAUGGGGUUGGGGGGCUCGUCAGAGCAGAAGAGCAGAUUUGAGGCGCCGGGCAGCCAUGCCAACACCACCCAGACGGCCCUGUAGAACCAGCCCUCCUCAACAACACACAGACACUGUUGAGUUCUACCAAACGCUCAGUUGAGGCUGAAAACCAAAAUUGACUACCAACUAUAGAAGUAGUUCUGACCUGCUAUAAGCUAUUCCAUAUUUCCUGUACUGUGCGGGAGGGGGGGCAGACGCAUCGGUCGGAGCAAGAAAAACAUGAGCUCCCAGGUUUGUCUUGUUCCCAGGCUUCAUGUAAACUGCUUGGAGUUGGAAACAAACCAGAAGGAUAACAACAGCAGGCUUGGCAAACCCAGUUGAAAUUCCUCGUGGUCGCCACUAGUGGGCAGGGUUUCCACAAAAGACACAGAUACAACCUUGAAGUUAUAUGUUUGGGAAUUUUUUUAAAGAUUAACUACAACGACGUUUAGGCCCACCCAAACCUAGAGUACUUUAACGUCCCUGGACAACGGCCAUGAAAAUGAAAUAAUAUGAAUGUAUUUAAUUAUUUCUGUGUAAAAUUUGAGUAAUUUAGAAUCUCAUUACCAGCCCUUAUUGUUAUGAGCCGGUUUGUGGUUCUGCUUCACUGAGACUUUUUUGGCUUGUAAACAUACUUGCAAAUCUCUUUCUUAUUUUACGUUUAGCACUUUUAUUGACCUUCUUUCUUUUAUCUCCCAUAUCUAAAAGUGUAACUUUUUAUUAUUCGUCAGAUUAUAAACACUUAAAUUGGA